This is a messenger RNA of Durusdinium trenchii, 723 nucleotides long. The record is from the annotation of a GenBank genome assembly. NCBI's taxonomy places the organism in Eukaryota, Dinophyceae, Suessiales, Symbiodiniaceae.
AUGAAUGACCGCAUCGUGUCCAGCUGCUACCAUGGGGCUCGCAACGGUGAGAUUCAGGUUGAGGGGUUCCCCGACUUUGAUCCGUUGCUUCAGGAAAUGAAGGCUCAAACUCAAGAGGUAACACAGGCCUCAGGGGACUACAAAGUCACUGCGUGCUUGCCAAGUGGGGCGCUCGUUGUGAAGCCUGGCUUCUUCGAGCAGUUCAAGGGUCAAGCUGGCUUUCAAGAGCUGGUUGACAAUCAUGACUCAAGGUACAACAAGGACAAGAUCUCCUUGGUCGAGCAAACGUCCUCUGUUGCAGACAAGAAAUUGACAGAGAUGGUCCGCAAGUCUGAGGAUGGACCAAUUCCACCCGAGCGGAUUGCAACGUUGCCCAGUCCGGAUACUUUGCAGAUCAACAGCCAGAUAUCACUGAUCAUUGACACAGAUCAUGAAGCUGCCUUCUUCAAGGCCGACACUUCGGAGGAGGCAAUACUUCCGGAUCGAAGAGAAUUGUUCUCUUUUGGUGGGGGAAGUUGGUUUGAUGGGGCUGAUGCCAAAGAGAUUUUGGAUACCCGACGUGGGAAGUACUUGCGCUGUGCCCUCACUGUGACGAGCCUUGUCAUUUUGGAGUCAAAGCGGUUGCCUGCGCAUCUGGCGUCAUUGAACUGCAUUGAAAAGCCCGUGGAGCUUCAAAGCUUGUUGCGGUCCCUUGAAGAUGCUGGCGAGGCUUGUUGCUCAUGA